Molecule: messenger RNA, 531 nt
Organism: Haemonchus placei
Lineage: Eukaryota; Metazoa; Nematoda; Chromadorea; Rhabditida; Trichostrongylidae
Source: the annotation of a GenBank genome assembly
AUGGGAGCGCAGGGCAUAGAUAGAGGAUUGUGUGCUGAAUUGAUUAAAGUGGAAGAGGGGGAGUGGCCGAUCGAUGUGCUGCCGGCAGCGGCGCGAGGGCCGCGAGUGCCGUUGGCAGCGCACGGUUGCGCGGCGGCAGACGUGUCGCUUGCUGGCGCGCUCCCGACGCUCGCGCCCCACAAGGGACUGGAGGGUGGUGGUGGUGGUUCUUGUGCUGACACUGACCUCAAUUGCUCGAAGCUUGAUCGCGACGAAGAGCUGCGACUCUGGCCUUGCGAAGCCCUUCGUCGCAACAGCCGCAGUGCGUCGCGACCACAAACUCCGAUGUCGCCAUCGACCCUAACGCCGCCACUGCCGAAGAUCAACUUCCUGAACAGAUGUCGAUCAAGUUCUUCUCAGGGUUACAGGUACAGACUUCCACUUCUCUUGUUUGGUUUUGGGGAACUGGCCUCCUUCUAUGCUUUAUAUGGAUCUGAAGAUACUCAGCGAUGUACUCGGCACCGUUUCGAACUGAAAUUAAAACUGUCUUAA